CCCUGCUUAACCCCUUCAGAUUGAGCUUUCCAACACCUUUCCUUAUACCAUAGGCUUUUCCGCCUCCCUAGAGAAACAGUUGGAGCAUCGCACGGUGAGGGGGAGGAGAUGGCAGUACCAGCGAGAUCUAACGGUCUGGGAGAAGAAGAGGACGACAACGGUAUCUUUGUCGAAGAAGAGGAAGACGGCGGUAUCAUUGUCGAAGAAGAAACGGAGCUGAAACAAGUUGUCAUAGCCGUCGAGCGCGGCGAUGUAGAAUCCCUUCGCCAAUGCCUAGCUAACUUAAGCAGCAUAGAUCAACCAUUAGAAGAUGGAGAUACAGCUCUUCACCUUUCCUGUUUGUAUGGCAAACUGUCAUGUGUUGAGCUGUUGCUUGAUAAGGGAGCCUCUUUGGAGGCCAAGGACGAAGACGGCGCUAUUCCCUUGCAUGAUGCCUGUGCAGGAGGAUUCAUUGAAAUAGUUCGGCUUCUUAUCAAUAGGGCCGAUCCAGAGUGUGUAAAGAGGAUGCUGGAGACAGUUGACAUGGAAGGUGAUACACCUCUACAUCAUGCUGCAAGAGGUGAGCAUGCACAUGUUAUAAAGUUGUUGCUAGAUUCUGGGGCUUCUCCUACCAAGAAAAAUUCAUUUGGCAAGAUCCCUAGUGAGCUUGCUGAACCUGAUUCCGAAGCUAUCGAAGUCUUUGAAAGGGCUGCAAAUGCAAUGGCUACCUACUGAGUUUUUUGUUUGUUUGUUUGCGGAAUAUAAUAGCACGAGCACGGCUUCUUCUUUAUCUUCUUUUUUGAAAUAUUGACUCGAAGAUUCUCAUCACCAUCUACAUCCCCAGAUGCUAAUGGAAGUAUGCCUAGAAGGAAGGCACUGACAUUUGUUGGACAAUGUGCUAUCAUGAAUAUGUAUUUUUGCAAUGUCCUUUGCCCAUUGUCUUUUAGGUUUUGAUAAUGACAAAAGGGUGACAAAAUAUCAUCAUUAUUUUGUGCAUCAAGGCUAAGAAUCAAGCUACAACAAGUUCAUAUCCGUCCGUGAAGAAGGGACUUGAGCAUCGGUGGAAGGAACGAGACUGAAGAGAUUGUUUCCUUAGUUGGGUAGUGUUUUAGGUCUUAGAUUUUGUGUUAAAGAGUAUGGCAUCUCUAAGGUUCAUUCCCUUAUCAUCCUACUUUUAAAACACAUUUUUUUCUAGCAAACUAUUCAAAUAAAUUGCAAAAUAUUCG
Molecule: messenger RNA, 1205 nt
Organism: Cuscuta campestris
Lineage: Eukaryota; Viridiplantae; Streptophyta; Magnoliopsida; Solanales; Convolvulaceae
Source: the annotation of a GenBank genome assembly